Musca domestica (house fly) is the source of this 7528-nucleotide messenger RNA. RefSeq names its product fatty acid synthase-like. NCBI's taxonomy places the organism in Eukaryota, Metazoa, Arthropoda, Insecta, Diptera, Muscidae. Gene Ontology annotation, biological process: fatty acid biosynthetic process. Gene Ontology annotation, molecular function: phosphopantetheine binding; 3-oxoacyl-[acyl-carrier-protein] synthase activity; fatty acid synthase activity. The record is from RefSeq and is a predicted model, not a curated record.
AAGAAGUCAAUUGCAAUUUCGUGGGCAAUUCGUUCGUACUACCUGGAUUACGCGUAGUUAAAUUGUUGAUUUGUGACUUUUUAGUGCUUUUCUAAAGCUGAAAGAAAUUGAAAUAAAUAAAAUACAGUUACGACUCAACGGAAAUCCUUAAAGGACACCUAUACUAACAUGUCGAAUAUGAAAAUAUUGGGAAAAGAAUCGACCGUGUCCUCGCAAUCAAGAUUGUCGCGUAUUUACCCCGAAAAUGAUGGAGAUGACAUAGUUAUAGCGGGCAUGGCCGGAAAGUUUCCCAAUUGCCAUAACAUCGCGGAGUACGAGCAUUGUCUAUAUAAUAAGAUCGACAUGGUUGACGAUGAUGAACGCCGUUGGCGUCACUUCAAUCCAGAAAUUCCAAAACGUUCUGGUAAAAUUUAUAAUUUGGACAAGUUUGAUGCAACCUUUUUCGGAGUGCAUUUCAAGCAGAGCCAUACCAUGGAUCCGCAAACAAGAAUUUUAAUGGAAACUGCUUAUGAAGCUGUUAUCGAUGCCGGCAUCAAUCCAAAAACCUUACGCGGCAGUAGAACUGGCGUCUAUAUUGGAGCAUGCAUUUCUGAAUCGGAAAAAACCUGGUUUUAUGAGAAAGUUUCAUCGGGAGGUUUUGGAAUCACAGGCUGCAGUCGUGCCAUGAUGGCAAAUAGGAUAUCGUACAGUCUUGGAUUGCAGGGGCCAUCGUUUCUGAUCGAUACCGCCUGUUCGAGUUCGAUGUAUGCCCUCGAUUGUGCCUUUAGUGCUAUUAGAAGCGGUGAAAUAGAUGCGGCCAUUAUAGGGGGAUCCAAUCUGCUGCUACAUCCAUACGUCACACUUCAAUUUGCUCGGCUUGGUGUUUUGGCUCCCCAUGGGUAUUGUCGCCCAUUUGACAAGAACGCGUCUGGCUACACUCGGUCGGAGGCCAUCAAUUGUCUCUUCCUUCAGCGGAAGCGUGAUGCUAAACGAGUCUAUGCAACAGUCGUCUAUUCCAAGACCAACUGUGAUGGCUUCAAACCCGAGGGAAUUACAUACCCUUCAGGCAAAGUGCAAGAGCAAUUGUUGCGAGAAUUUUAUAGCGAAAUCGAUGUUGCGCCCAGUGAUUUAGGGUAUUUAGAAGCCCACAGCACGGGCACUGUGGUAGGUGAUCCCGAGGAAUGCCGUGCCAUUGAUAAUGUCCUGUGCAGUCAGCGAAAUGAACCUCUGUUAGUUGGUUCGGUAAAAUCGAAUGUGGGCCACUCGGAAUCUGCUUCCGGUAUAUGUUCGUUAGUAAAGGCUUGCUUUGCAUUUGAAACCGGCAAAAUUGCACCCAACAUUAAUUUUGAGGAGGUUAAACCCGAAAUAAAUGCUUUGGCCGAGAAACGUUUGAUUGUUGUUAACGAGGUAAUGGAGUUACAAAAGCCAUACAUCGGAAUCAACUCCUUUGGAUUCGGGGGUGCAAACGCCCAUGCCGUUUUGAAGGCAUAUCACAAAUCAAAACCAAAUAAUGGUUUACCGGACGACGACUUUCCACGUCUGGUCACAUGGGCUGGUAGAACCGAAGAAUCGGUAAAUACAAUAUUUGAUGAACUGCUGAAGAGGCCCCUGGAUGCAGAAUUUAUUGGACUCUUGCAUAACAUCCAAAAAGAAGAUGUACCUGGAAUGGUAUUCCGUGGUUAUGGUGUGUUCAGUAAGAAUGGCAAUGAGGCAGCAAUUGCCGAAGUGAGAGAUGUCCAGCACUACUCCGGCAUUAAGCGCCCAAUUGUAUGGGUGUUUAGCGGCAUGGGAUCACAAUGGACUAAGAUGGGAUCUGCACUGAUGAUUAUACCGCAGUUCCGCAAGACCAUUGAACGAUGCCAUGCUGCACUACUUCCGAUGGGUUUGGACCUGAUUGACAUUUUGACAUCCGACAACCCCUCCGUCUUCGAGAACAUUCUGCAUUCAUUUGUUGGCAUUGCCGCUAUUCAAAUUGCCUUGGUCGAUGUAUUGCAUUCCCUGGGACUGGAACCGGAUUACAUUAUUGGUCACUCAGUUGGUGAGCUGGGCUGUGGGUACGCCGAUGGUGGAUUUACACCCGAACAAAUGAUAUUGGCAUCAUAUUACCGCGGCAAAGUAAGUUUGGACAUUGAAAAAAUAAAAGGGUCCAUGGCAGCUGUGGGUAUUGGUUACAAAAAAAUUGUGGGAAUUCUACCGCCUACCAUAGAGGUGGCAUGUCACAACGGAUCCGAUUCAUGCACUAUUUCGGGUCCGUCCGAAGACGUAAGUAAUUUUGUUGCCGAACUUAAAGCAAAGGAUAUUUUCGCUAAAGAAGUUCCAUGCUCCAACAUCGCAUAUCAUUCGCGAUAUAUUGCCCAUAUGGGGCCCCAUCUGUUGAAAUACCUGAAGGAAAUUAUUCCAGAGCCUAAAACAAGGAGUUCUAAAUGGCUUAGCUCCAGUGUGCCUAAAUCCGAAUGGGACCAACCCGGUCGCAAUUUAUGCUCCGCCGAAUACCAUACAAACAAUUUACUGAACAGUGUCCUGUUUGAAGAAACCUUUGCACUUCUCCCGAAGGACGCUCUCACAAUAGAAAUAGCUCCGCAUGGCUUGUUACAAGCCAUAUUGAAGCGUUCAAUGCCUAAGGGUGUACAUAUUCCCCUUACUCAGCGAGCCAAUAAGAACAAUGGGCUCUUCUUCUUGACGGCGCUGGGCAAGCUCUUCUCCAAUGGUUUGACAUUUCCCGUAGAGAAUCUCUAUCCCCAGAUUGAGUUCCCUGUUUCACGGGGUACGCCUGGUAUAAGUUCCCUAGUCCGUUGGGAUCACAGUGAAAACUGGUUCGUCACAACCUACGAGAACAUGAAAACGAAAGCGAGUGGGGAACGCAUGUACACGAUCAGCUUGUCAAGCGAUGAUGAAGAAUUCAUCGGCGGCCAUGUUAUUGACGGCAAGAUCCUUAUUCCAGCCACAUGUUACCUGCAGUAUGUGUGGGAAACCUUUUGUCUCAUGUUCCACGGUCCAAGUUAUAUGGACAUUCCAGUAGAGUUUGACGAAGUUAAAUUUUUACGUGCCACUCACAUGGUUCCAAACCAGAACGUAAACCUUACGGUCAUGAUCCAUUACGGGACUGGAAAUUUCGAAAUUACCGAGUCGGGAACAUUGGUGGUGACCGGGCGCAUUACUGAAGUUGAACGGCCUACCAUUCCCAAGCCAGUCGAUAUUGUACCGGAAACCGACUACCCAAUGAUGUCGACGAGGGACUUUUACAAGGAACUGAGAUUACGCGGCUACCACUAUAACGGGGCAUUUAAAGCGGUCAAUGAAGCCCGUGGGGAUGGGCUUUUUGGGAAAAUAGAAUGGAAGUACAACUGGGUGACAUUUAUGGAUGCCAUGUUGCAGAUUCAAAUUUUGGGAACUGAUUCGCGAUCAUUGCUACUGCCAACAAAAAUUCGUAAACUGCGUAUAUAUGGCGUACAUCACUUUGAUCUGAUGUGCAAAAUGGACCCAGACAAUCGGGUCUUUGACGUUUACGUCGAUUCGAAGAACAACCGCAUUGUCUCGGGCGGCAUUGAACUAAUAGGUGUACAUGCUAGUCCUGUACAGCGACGCCGUCCCCCAGGCAUACCCGUUUUGGAAAAAUACCAAUUUCUACCCCAUUUCCCCUCACCUGUUUUGGCAAAGUCUGACGCCGUCCGAGCUUGUGUUCAAAUCGCUCUGGAAAACACGCCCGCAUUGAAACUAAGAAUUGUUGAGGUGGACACCGACGGCCGUGAUUCUCUGAUAACUGACUUUUUGGACUCAAUUGAAGAUCUGCCACAAGUAACCGGCGACUAUAUGCUACUCUCAAAGAGAACAUUCCCGGAUUUGCAUACAUCUGUGCACGUAGAAGAUGGCAAACUGUCAUCAUUAAGUAAUUGCUAUUUCGUCAUAAUCGGAGGCCUGGGCGGAUUGGUGAACGAGUCCACAAUCAAAAUUGCCGGGAAGUCACUGAUUGAAAACGGGUUUAUGGUGGUACGUGAGCGCACAGCCUCCAACAUCGACAGUCUUGUUAUUCCAGAUAAAUUUAAUCUGAUUGCUGCCAUACCUUUGGACAACAACGAAGAAGUUAUUUUGCUACUCCAAUAUAGGCCGAAGAGUGUGAAUAUUGUGGAACCAGUUCUGAUAGAAGUCAGCGAAUCUGAUGAUGAAUUCAAUUGGGUGACAAAAGUUCAACAAGCUUUGUCCACCAAAGUGCCGGUCGUCCUCUAUGCCAUUAACGAGAAGGUGAAUGGCCUGAUUGGUCUUGUUAAUUGCCUCCGUAAGGAACCUGAAGGGUCCAUUGUUUCGUGUUUCUUUGUGGAUGAUGAAAAUGCGCCUAAAUUCGCUCUAUCGGAUAGUUUCUAUGCGAGCCAGCAUGCGUUGGGUUUGGCUGUAAAUGUGUAUCGGCAUGGCAAAUGGGGCAGCUAUAGACACCUUCAACUUAGCUUGAAGGAAGAACCUGAGUGCAGAAAGGAUCACAUUUUUGGCAAUGUUAUACAUCGCGGAGAUUUGUCGUCAUUGCGUUGGUUCGAGGGACCUCUGAAUCCUGCCGAUGCUGAAAUUAAAAUUACCUACUCGUCGAUUAAUUUCCGUGACAUAAUGCUUGCUACGGGCCGCCUGGCUGUGGAACUGUAUGGUGCUGACCGCCUAAACCAGACCUGCGUGCUUGGUUUUGAAUAUUCUGGAAUAAAUACCAAGACUGGUAAACGCAUUAUGAGUAUGGUUGUCAAGGGUGGUGUGGCAUCCUACGUGGACAAACCAUCCUCGCUAAUAUGGGAAGUUCCGCCGCAUUGGUCCAUGAAAGAGGCAGCCACUGUCCCAGUUGUCUAUAUUACGGUUUACUAUGCCUUCUUUAUGUCCACGGACAUCAGGAAAGGCAAAAGCAUACUAAUCCAUGCCGGCACCGGCGGUAUUGGUAUAGCUGCUAUACGCACGGCCUUAGCCUACAAUCUAGAGGUAUUUACCACUUGCAGUACGCCGCAGAAGAAGAAAUUUUUGCUGGACACCUUCCCUCAACUACAAGAAUCUCACAUAGGGAACUCCCGUGACACCUCCUUUGAGGAAAUGAUCCAACGUGAAACUAAUGGCAAGGGAGUGGACUUUGUCCUCAACUCACUGUCUGAAGAUAAGCUGCUGGCAUCGAUUCGUUGUUUAGGUACGUGUGGACAUUUUUUGGAGAUUGGUAAAUUCGACAUGGCCAAUGACAGUAAACUAGGUAUGAGCUGUUUCCUCAAGGAACUGACAUUCCACGCUGUAUUGGCAGAUCGUCUGCUGUUCGCUUCAGUCGAAGAAAUUGCUCACCUGAAAAACAUAAUUGACACCGACAUUGCCAAUGGCAUCAUUCAACCCCUGCCCGCCACCGUAUUUCCAGCUCACGAAAUUGAACAAGCAUUCCGCUACAUGGUAGGCGGUAAGCACAUAGGUAAAGUUUUGGUGCAAGUGCGAGAAGAUCCGGACGAGGAGUACACGCUACCAGUGAAAGUUCUGAAGCAGGUCUAUUUUAAGCCAAACCUUAGCUAUGUUAUUCCCGGUGGCUUGGGUGGCUUCGGACUUGAGUUGGCCGAUUGGAUGGCAACACGCGGUGCCAAAAAAAUAGUGUUGAGCUCAAGAAAUGGAUUGUCAAAAGAUUAUCAAUCCUAUCGAAUUGCUUUAUGGAAAACGUAUGGAUGUGAAAUUCACGUAAGCACCCAAGACAUUACCACUUAUGAAGGAUGCGUGAACUUGCUUGCAGAAGCUGAAAAACUUGGUCCAGUCGGGGGAAUUUUCAACCUGGCAGUGGUUCUGCGCGAUGCCAUUUUCGAAAAUCAAACCAAAGAGAUGUUUAUGGAAUCGUUUGGCCCUAAAGCACGGGCGACCAAAUACUUGGAUGAACUUUCGCGUAAAAUGUGCCCGAAAUUGGAGCAUUUCGUUGUUUUCUCCAGCGUUUCCUGCGGUAGGGGAAAUGCGGGGCAAACGAACUACGGCAUGGCCAAUUCUGUUAUGGAGCGAAUUGUUGAGAAACGGGUUGAGGCUGGUUAUCCAGGAAAGGCAAUUCAAUGGGGCGCUGUUGGUGAAGUGGGCUUAGUUGCAGACAUGGCGGAGGAUAAAAUUGACAUGGAAAUCGGGGGCACCCUGCAGCAACGUAUUUCAUCAUGCUUGCAAGAAUUGGAUACACUUCUUAAUGCACCCGAUGCCAUUGUAUCGAGCAUGGUAGUGGCUGAAAAGAGGGCAGCACGAUCGGGUAGUGAGAGUAUCAUUGAAACAGUUAUGAACAUAAUGAGUAUUCGAGAUAUUAAGUCCAUUUCCAUGGGAACUACUCUCUCCGAGAUGGGAAUGGACUCCCUAAUGGCGGUUGAAAUUAAACAAACUUUGGAACGAGACUUUGAUUUGGUAUUGUCUCCGCAGGAUUUAAGAUCCCUGACAUUCCAGAAGUUGGCUGAAUUCGAGGAAGCUCGCAAACGCGAAGACGCUGAAACCGUAAAGAUGAUAUUUACGUCGGACAGCCAAAAUUAUGGCAUUGAGCUUUUGCUACGAAACUUGGGCGACGAGUCCCACUGCGACAAAGUGACAUUACCAUUGGAAACAGCAGCAAAUGCCACUAGACUUCAAAUGCCACCCUGUAUUAUUAUUCCUGGUCUAGAGGGAACUGCUGGUAUGUCAUGGUACAAGAUUGCCAGUGAAUUGAACACGAGAGCGCUUCUGUUACAGUUACAGUUUGCGGAAAUGACAUCGGUGAGUGAAAUAGCUGAGGCUGCUUUUGAACACGUCAAGAGCGUGCUGAAAGUCAAUGAGCCAUUCUACAUGAUUGCUUAUUCCUUUGGCUCAUAUGUGGCAUUGCGGUUGACAGCUCUGUUGGAGAAGGCAGGCUUCCGCGGUAAAUUAAUGCUGAUAGAUGGUGCCCCGCAUUUCCUCACCAAGUUGUGUCUGCUCCACAUCGGCGAAGACUUUUCGGACUUGGAACUUUACGAUUUUCUGUUCACCAGAAUAAUUACCCAAAUAUUCCCGGACACUAAAAAGGAAUCGAUCGGAGUAGAGUUCCAUCAAUUGCUGACACUGGAUCAGAAGAUGGACAAAUUCUUGCAGUAUGUCGAAAAUCAGGACAUUUAUUCCAAAGACUAUUCGAAGACCAUAGUCCAAGCCAUGUUCCGACGCAUCCGCAUGGCUGCCAAAUGUGAUCUGGCUUCACUUGAAAAGUUGAAUACGCCUAUUACACUCAUAAGACCAGCAGAGGUAUCGUUGCAGGACAUCGACGAAGACUACUGUCUGCAGACCCUUACCAACGAAAAGGUAAUCGUAAAAGUCAUAGAAGGAAAUCACACGACCAUGCUGGAUAACCCUCUUCUGACCCACUACAUCAACGACUUUGAUCCGUCCAUUGACGAUGACAAGAAUUUCGAGGGUUAUAUUCGGGACACGAAAUCGGUCCGAGUUGUUUAAUAAUAGGUAAUUCCUAAUACUGAAUGAAUCGACAUGAAACCCAUGUGCUAAACGAACGGAUUGUAUAUUCAAUAUAAUAAUCUCUUUGUGAACAAUCAAGCCUUAUCGAAUAAAUAAAAUUCAAAAAUAUUUAAAUAUA